AUCGAUCUAACAAGGAAGAAGCAAGCGACCACAAAGAAUUCAGUGGAUUUCCAAUCAAUUAAAAAUAAUCGAAUCGAGAUCGAGAGAGAAAGAGGCAGAGGCAGAGGCAGAGCAAUCAUGGCGCUCAUAUGGUUGGAAGCAAUGUUGCCGCUGGGCAUAAUAGCAGGGAUGCUCUGCGUUAUGGGAAACGCCCAAUAUUUCAUUCACAAAGCAGCUCAUGGCCGCCCAAAGCACAUUGGCAACGACGUCUGGGACGUGGCUAUGGAGAGACGUGACAAGAAAAUCAUGGAGAUGCUCUCUUCUCCUUCACCUUCCAACUAGUUUCGGUAAUUGAAUUUGAAUGGCUUGUACAAGGAAAUAAUGUGCAAGACCCAAUCAGUGGACUUAUUUAUGAACUCUUAUCUACUAGUCCUUUUUUUUUUUUUUUCUUUCUAUAUUUUUGUGGCCUGCACAAGAAAACAAGGAUGAUUAAGUUGUAUUUUGGUGAUGAUCAUGUGGGACUUGCCCGUGAAUUAGAUAUAUCUGCCUUUUCAUAUUCUGGUUGACAUUGUAUUUGAAUAAUCUGAUUUUUCUUGUGUUAAGCCGCCAAAAGUUAUUUCGGAUUUUUC
Molecule: messenger RNA, 608 nt
Organism: Erythranthe guttata (spotted monkey flower)
Lineage: Eukaryota; Viridiplantae; Streptophyta; Magnoliopsida; Lamiales; Phrymaceae
Product: NADH dehydrogenase ubiquinone 1 alpha subcomplex subunit
Cellular component (GO): respiratory chain complex I
Source: RefSeq, a predicted model, not a curated record